UUACUUCCAUUGCAUUGCUGAUCACAUCGCCAAAUCCAUCAAAAUCGAUUACUGAAUUGGUUGCGGCCGGAACACCUGCUUUGCCAUUAUGUCUGUAAACGACGAGGGCGCUCGAAUUGCGUUCGAAGAAGCUGAAGCCGGUCUCGCGGAAGGUGGUAUUCCCGUCGGCAGCGCCAUUGUCGGUUCGGAUGGCAAAAUCCUGGGUCGUGGUCGGAAUUUGAGAGUCCAGAAUGGAAGCCCAAUUCUCCACGGCGAAACCGCAGCAUUCGACAGUGCCCGGCACCUCCGCAACAGCGACUGGAAAGGCGCGACAUUGUACACGACCUUAUCACCCUGUCCCAUGUGCGCCGGUGCGAUGGUGCUCUUCGGCAUCAAGAAGGUCGUCAUUGCCGAGAACUCGCACAUGAGCGGCAGAGAGGAAUUCCUUCGCAGUCACGGCAUGGAAGUAGUCGUAUUGAACGAUCAAAAGUGUGUCGGUCUCCUGAAUGAAUUCAUCGAGAAGUAUCCGGAGCAUUGGGAAUUUUGAUCUUGAGGCAUGUUGUCGAUGAUGAGCAAAGACAAUGAUCAACGACAGUAAAGUAUUUCUCUUUCAAUGCAAAUUGUUUGAACC
Dissoconium aciculare CBS 342.82 is the source of this 610-nucleotide messenger RNA. Its product is annotated as cytosine deaminase. The record is from RefSeq and is a predicted model, not a curated record. The transcript has 3 exons. Lineage: Eukaryota; Fungi; Ascomycota; Dothideomycetes; Mycosphaerellales; Dissoconiaceae. Gene Ontology annotation, molecular function: diaminohydroxyphosphoribosylaminopyrimidine deaminase activity. Bases 89 to 526 code for a protein of 145 amino acids.